AUUGGAACAGGUGACUAGAGCCCGUUUGUUGCUUGACAAUCGUUAGCUGACCUCUAGCUGCUCGCAAGCAAGCCUGUCUACUCUAGCAUAAGAAGCGCGGUGUAAUGUGAAUUUACUAUACUUUUCCUCCAACUUUCAAUAUACAACAAAAUGACGACGACCUCGACCUCGACCUCGACCUCCCUGCCGCCAAAACUCCACAUCUUCAUGCAAUCUCAAUACGCUACCAAAGAUGAGAUGCCAGAGACGUAUGAAUACCUACAGGGUCGACCCACCCUUUUCUUUGUCACCGAAGCCGCAGCGACAAAACAUCUGAUAGCGAAAAGAGAAGAAGUGAGGAAGGAGUACAAAGUGCAGAAUAUACAUGACACGGGCCAGCAACGUGAUUCUCACCCGGCGGCCUUUUCGUAUUGGGAUUACGAUCAGGGGUUUGGCCUGGCGUUCUGGGUGGAAAUGGAUGUUGGUAAAGAUGAAGAAGAGAAAGAGACUGAGGGGAUGCUUGAUUUGACGCUAGAGUCGUUGAUGGAAACUCGCGGUGACGAUGAAACGGGGAUGGGGACGGAGACGUAGUCAAGAUGGGAUGUACGAAGUGAUAGGGAUGGUAAACGCUUUCGCUGCUGUUUGGAAAAGCUAUACUCUAUUUAGACAUUCAUGUUUUAUCUGCUUAUGGCUUGAUCCUGAACCAUUGGUUGAAUGUUCCCGAAGGAUCAUAGUACUUUUUCAGUAUCUUCAACUUCGGGAGGCUUGAUCCGUAAAUAGCCUCCGAAGUUUCAUCACCGUGCGCGAAGUUGGCGUAGCUAUCAUGCUUGUCAGCUUCAA
This is a messenger RNA of Cucurbitaria berberidis CBS 394.84, 819 nucleotides long. RefSeq lists its product as uncharacterized. The transcript has a single exon. Bases 151 to 570 code for a protein of 139 amino acids. NCBI's taxonomy places the organism in Eukaryota, Fungi, Ascomycota, Dothideomycetes, Pleosporales, Cucurbitariaceae. The record is from RefSeq and is a predicted model, not a curated record.